AUGCACGCGGAAGAACCAGUCGCCCCUGGUGCCCCAGCUGCCGCCGGUGGCCAGGGAUCCCAGCAGGCGCCCGGCCCGGAACCGCGUCUGUCCAGCCAGUUGCUGCCGGAGCUUUACACUUUCGUGGCGCGCGUGCUGUUCUACUUGGCACCUGUCUACCUCGCCGGCUACCUGGGGCUCAGCAUAACCUGGUUACUGAUCGGCGCCUUUCUGUGGAUGUGGUGGCGCAAGAACCGCCACGGGAAGCUCGGACGCCUGGCUGCAGCCUUCGAAUUCCUAGACAACGAACGGCAGAUCAUCAGCCGCGAGCUGCUGGGGCAGCACCUGCCGGCCUGGAUCCACUUCCCGGAUGUGGAGCGAGUCGAGUGGGCGAACAAGAUCAUCUCCCAGAUCUGGCCCUACCUAAGCAUGAUCAUGGAAAACAAAUUCCGGGAGAAACUCGAGCCCAAGAUCCGGGAGAAGAGCACCCGCCUGAGGACCUUUACCUUCACCAAGCUCAACUUUGGACAGAAGUGUCCUCGGGUCAAUGGUGUCAAGGCCCACACUAACAAGUAUAAUCGAAGACAGGUGGUUCUGGACCUGCAGAUAUGCUACAUCGGGGACUGUGAGAUCAGUGUGGAGCUGCAGAAGAUACAGGCUGGUGUAAAAGGGAUCCAGCUGCAGGGCACACUGCGGAUCAUCCUGGAGCCCCUCCUGGUGGACAAGCCCUUCAUAGGAGCUGUGACAGUGUUCUUCCUACAGAAGCCGCACCUGCAGAUCAACUGGACAGGCCUGACCAACCUGCUGGAUGCACCAGGAAUCAAUGACGUAUCGGACAGCCUACUGGAGGACCUCAUCGCCUCCCACCUGGUGCUGCCCAACCGCAUGACCGUGCCCGUGAAGAAGGGGCUGGAUGUGACCAACCUGCGCUUCCCUCUGCCCUGCGGUGUGAUCCGAGUCCAUUUGCUGGAGGCCCAGGAACUGGCCCAGAAGGACAACUUCCUGGGGAUCCGAGGCAAGUCAGACCCCUAUGCCAAGGUGAGCAUCGGCCUGCAGCAUUUCCGGAGCAAGACCAUCUAUAAGAAUCUGAACCCCACUUGGAAUGAGGUGUUUGAGCUCAUAGUGUAUGAAGUCCCUGGCCAGGACCUGGAGGUGGACCUGUACGAUGAGGAUCCUGACAGGGAUGACUUCCUGGGCAGCCUACAGAUCUGCCUCGGGGAUGUCAGGACCAACAGAGUGGUAGACGAGUGGUUUGUCCUGAAUGACACAACCAGUGGGCGGCUGCACCUGCAGCUGGAGUGGCUGGCACUGGCCACUGACCGGGAUGCUCUGGUCGAGGACUCUAGUGGCCUUUCCACUGCUGUCUUCUCCACUGCCAUCCUCGUCGUCUUCCUGGAGAGCGCCUGCAACCUGCCGAGAAACCCUUUUGACUACCUGAAUGGUGAAUAUCGAGCCAAAAAACUCUCCAGGUUUGCCAAGAAUAAGAUCAGCAGAGACCCUUCUUCCUACGUCAAGCUAUCUGUAGGCAAGAAGACAUACACAAGCAAGACAUGCCACCACAGCAAGGAUCCCGUGUGGAACCAAGCGUUCUCCUUCUUUGUACACAACGUGGCAGCUGAGCAGCUACAUGUGAAGGUGCUUGAUGAUGACCAGGAGUAUGCUCUGGGAGUGCUGGAAUUCCCCCUGUGCCAGAUCCUCUCUUGCGUAGACCUCACCCUCGAACAGCGCUUUCAGCUGGACCACUCGGGCCUGGAUAGUCUCAUCUCCAUGAGGCUGGUGCUGCGGUUCCUGCGCCUGGAGGAACGAGAGCUGGGGAGCCCAUACACAGGACCCGAAGCCCUAAAGAAAGGCCCUCUGUUUAUCAAGAAGGUGGCCACUAACCAGGGCCCCAAAGCUCCACCCCAAGGAGAGGGCCCUGAAGAUGUGCCAUGUCCCCUAGAUCUUGUUUCUGACAGCAAGGAGACCUCCAAGAGCACAACCACCACCACCAGCGUCAUCACUGCUGCCACUGAGCCCACAAGCCAAGAGACAGACCCAAAGCCCAAAGGCAAGGACAGUGCCAAAGGGUUCUGUGAACCCGUGGGAGAGAAGAAGAGUUCGGCUACCAUCUUCCUGACUGUCCCAGGCCCCCACUCUCCAGGGCCCAUCAAGUCACCCAGACCCAUGAAAUGCCCUGCCUCCCCAUUUGCAUGGCCACCCAAGGGGUUGUCUCCCAGCAUGCCCUCACUCAACUCCCUGGCCUCCUCCUGCUUUGACCUGACAGAUACCAGCUUCAACAUUGAAGGUGGUGAGCUAAGGCAACGGCGGCUGGGUGAGAUUCAGCUCACGGUACGCUAUGUGUGUCUGCGGCGCUGCCUCAGUGUGCUAAUCAAUGGCUGCAGAAACCUGACACCCUGUACCAGCAGUGGCGCUGACCCCUAUGUCCGUGUGUACCUGUUGCCAGAAAGGAGGUGGGCAAGCCGUAAGAAGACCUCAGUGAAGCGGAAGACCCUGGAGCCCCUGUUUGAUGAGACAUUUGAAUUCUUUGUUCCCAUGGAAGAAGUAAAGAAAAGGUCACUAGAUAUUGCAGUGAAAAACAGUAGGCCACUUGGCUCACACAGAAGAAAGGAGCUAGGAAAAGUACUGAUUGACUUAUCACAAGAAGAUCUGAUUAGGGGCUUUUCACAAUGGUAUGAGCUGACUCCAGAUGGACAGCCCAGAAGUCAAUGCUGA
Messenger RNA from Orycteropus afer afer, 2691 nucleotides. RefSeq names its product extended synaptotagmin 3 (gene ESYT3). Lineage: Eukaryota; Metazoa; Chordata; Mammalia; Tubulidentata; Orycteropodidae. The transcript has 23 exons. Gene Ontology annotation, biological process: lipid transport. Gene Ontology annotation, molecular function: lipid binding. The record is from RefSeq and is a predicted model, not a curated record. The coding region runs from base 1 to 2691 and encodes 896 amino acids.